Messenger RNA from Trypanosoma theileri, 1386 nucleotides. RefSeq lists its product as uncharacterized. NCBI's taxonomy places the organism in Eukaryota, Euglenozoa, Kinetoplastea, Trypanosomatida, Trypanosomatidae. The record is from RefSeq and is a predicted model, not a curated record. The transcript has a single exon. The coding region runs from base 1 to 1386 and encodes 461 amino acids.
AUGGCCACACUGGCCGGCACAGAAACUGCCGCGCAGCUCGCAAAAAUACACCGCAUAGCAAAAGCACUCAGUGAAGUCUCAAUUUCCUCUCGCGCCUUCUUUUCUCUUGAUGAUAGCAAACUGAACGUAUCAGAUGAGUCUCCUAAUGACACUGUGGCUAUUCUGGUAAGACUCGGAGAAAGUCUUGCUACAUCUGCAGCGAUGCUUGCUAACGCUGUUGAAUCCCAAUUGGCUGAAUUCUUUAACUACAUGAGAAGCAAAGAAGCUGCUUCUGUAGUAGGAUUACUAGAGAAACGUAGUAUUGUGCCGAUGGAUUUUAAACUAGUAAGUAAAGAAGAAAGAAUGUCCUUCUCUAUUUCUCCCACUGAAACACGUCCUAGUGCAUUAGGUACGUCAAUGGUUAGUCGGGUACCACAAAAUGCACCUUUGGCACUUCUCCGUUACGACCAACGAGGAGCAGCCACAACACUGCAGACAUGUCUUUAUGUUAUGAUGGAAUCGGUUCUUACGCGUAUCAACGCCAGCCGCGCUGCUAUAUAUCUUGGAAACGACACUGAAAGACCUUCAGUGCUGAGACGUGUAGCAGAUAUUCACGGUGAUGACAAGUUACCCACUGAGGUCAGUUACGCGAAUACCAGUACACUUAUUACAGUUGUUCAAGACAGUUUAGCUGUAAACUUUGAUACCACCCAAACGCCUGAUAACAACACGUAUGUAAAAAGAAUUCACAGACGACCCUAUGAGGGCUGUAUACGUCACCCUUUGCGUGUUAGAAGUGGAGUUGUACUUCCUAUUGGUAAUUAUGGAUGUGUGCUAGUAGCUGACAAGCCUCUUGGAGUGCCACAAACGUUUACAUCUUUUGAUGAACACCAUGUUUGGGCUUUGGCAACGUUAUGCGAGGGUAUGUUCUCACGGUACCCACGUAAUCUUUUUGUAGAAAUGUCAUGGUCUCCUUCACUAAAACUUUUACGGCAAACUUCCAUCAUGCCAUCUAUAUCAAUAGCAGAAAAAAAAGAAAGGACAGCAAGAAUAGGAUCAAACUCGAGAACAUCAGUACCCCUCCUAGAAUCGCUUCCCUCCGUACCCAAACAAUUAACAAUGCUACGAGUAACGGGGGAAAAAAUAGGGAUCCUACAAGACACACAAGGAUUACCACGAACACAUUUAACCCACGACAGUCUAUUUCAAGAAGCAGGUGCGUACAUACGUAACAUAGAAAUGCUAUGGAAAGAAUCUCUUAGCGAAGUCAAUGACCUUCGACUAACAAUUCGUAAAUGUAUUGGUGAAAUAGAAGAAAAAAAAUCUAAAAUCACGGCCCUUGAGGCGGAAGUGCGCCGCUUAAAUGCUCGCAGCACUACCAGCAGAACCAGUACAACUGUCUUGUAA